CGCAUUCCGCCGUGAGAGCGAGUGUAGAGCGGGGGGAGGGGGAAGGGCUGUCGCCUCCGAGCAAUAGGAACUGCAAUCUUCUGGACAGCUGUCGCCCUGUAGGUCAGCGACGACAGUCCAGGAUGCCUUACAUUCUCAUCAGCACACAGAUCCGGCUGGAGACUGGGCCCACCAUGGUAGGAGACGAGUACUCAGAUCCUGCCAUCAUGAGCUAUUUGGGAGCCAGGAAAACAACCAUGCUGGGGAACAAUUUUUCAGAAUACCACGUGGAUGAACCUCCUCGAUUGGUCCUAGAUAAGCUUGAGAAGCUCGGCUAUAAAGUUGUGACCAUGACGGGUGUUGGUCAGACUCUGGUGUGGUGCCUUCACAAAGAUGCCAAUGACCUCUGAACACAUCCAGUAGAUCACUCAUUUUAGCACUUUGUUUUGUAAUUAAGGUUACAUAGUGUUUACAAUUCCAGAUGAAGUUAUAAUGUCAUAUUCCAUGUUUUAGUCCAGUGAUUCUCCAUCCUGUUCCUGAAGUAUCACUGUUCUGCUUGUUUAGUGUUUUCGCUGCUCAAACACACCAGCUUCAAUUCAGGAAGUACUUGUUGAUGGGGUGUUCCACUGAUUUUUAAAAAUUUUAGCCUAAUUCAAAGAUUAAACAAAGUCAUUCCGAGUGGUUUGAUAUGAUAUGGUACAUUGUGGAAAAUCUUACUCACUCAGAUGUCUUUACAGUGGUGGUGACAGGAACCAGCAAUCACAGUGUCUGCAAACCAAAUAUAGACAUUUUAUUUACCAUUCAAAAUGACCUGCAAACGCAUGUUCUGAGUUUUUAUAUGUGAUGUUGAUGGAAGUAAAAUAGUGUUAGAUCCAAAAAAACAGAAGGAUUUUUUUUGGGUCCUAUUUUGCCUCACGACACACUGCAUGUCUCUCUCUGCCAAUCACAGUUUAAAAAAUAGGUUUUACACAAACCUCAUCUCCAAACUGGUUUCUAUCACCACCAAUGUAAACAAUUCUGAUUCUAGAAUGGAACAUUUCACAUCGCCCUCUGAAUGAUUGUUUAGGGUUUAUCAGGUGUGUUGGGAGCAGGGGAAGCUCUAAAAUGUGCAUAGCUGUGAUACUCCAGGACUAGGAUUGUGAACCACUGUUCUAGACUAUUAUCUGUUCAGUGAUCACAAAUGAGAAAUACUGUCCAAGACAAGCUCUCCUAACAAAUCUGCCUCUAGCAGAUUCAAGCAGUGUUGGCAGGGGACCUCUUGUGUAAGUGUGAUGGUUAAUUUCUUUUGUGCAAAACAGUCUUGCAACCAAAACUGAGAACUUUUUUUUUCAUGCUAAAGCUGCACAUUAAGCCUGCCAUAUUAUAUAAAUGCCACCAAGAAUGAUGGAAAUCCAGUGUUUCACAUUCCAUAAGAAGUCAAUAUCUAAGUCCUGUUUAGAUUCUGCAUUCUUCUUUUUUUCAAAUAAACUAUGGCAUGAAUAACGGCCAUAAAGUGGUAUUAUGAAUUCUCAUGUUUUAUUAAUUGCAUCAUAUAAAGUCUCUGUCAAUAGAUAUUUUGCUGCAAUUUAAGUGAAAGAUUCCUCAUUUUAUACCAGAGAAUUGAAGAAGGUAUUGUUGAAAGAGUUAAACUUCUGUUUUAUUGAAACGGGUCCAUUUAAAUAAUGUUUAGUUUAUUGGUGUUUUUUAAAAUGUAGCUUUCUCACUUCUCUGUUGUGUUCAUUCUGUUUUUCUGCUAAACUGAAAGAACUAUAUGUUUGGUUAUGACCAUGAUAUUACAGUGAGAAUGAAAUAAAUAAAGGUUUAAAUUCAAGAAAUUGACUGAAA
This is a messenger RNA of Pygocentrus nattereri (red-bellied piranha), 1803 nucleotides long. RefSeq names its product GTP cyclohydrolase I feedback regulator (gene gchfr). The record is from RefSeq and is a predicted model, not a curated record. Gene Ontology annotation, cellular component: nucleus; cytoplasm. Lineage: Eukaryota; Metazoa; Chordata; Actinopteri; Characiformes; Serrasalmidae. The transcript has 3 exons. Bases 123 to 389 code for a protein of 88 amino acids. Gene Ontology annotation, molecular function: GTP cyclohydrolase binding. Gene Ontology annotation, biological process: negative regulation of biosynthetic process.